CAAAAGGCCGAGAAAGGUAUGCUUAAGCACCCCGCCCUGCGACCCCUUUUAUCCCAGCUGCUAGCCCUUCGGGUUUGAACGCAACCGAUGUGGGACUAAAACUGAAGUCCCAGCUGCACGGAUGAUUUGAAAAAAAAAAACCAAGAACCGUGUCUUCAUCUCAUCCUCAACUCUGCUUCGCUCUUCUUCAACCAACCGUUGAUCACCCAAGAACACUAGCUUCGCUCACUUGUCCUCUCCCAAAUCUCUCCUCCAACCUCGAACAAUGUCUAUCCUCCACCCGAACCCCAUCACUCUACCCCCCUCUCCCCCUCAGACCCACAAACCCAAAACCUCCCCAAAACCCCUCCUCGCCUCCUCGCCCCCUGACAACAUCCGCCAGUGGAACGCCCUAAUCGCCUCCUACUCUCGAAGCCACCGAUUCCUGGAAGCCAUUCGCGCCUUCUCCUCGCUGCUAUCCUCCACCGAUCUCGACCCCGACAACUUCACCCUCCCCUGUGUCCUCAAAUCCUGUGCCGGCCUCUCAGCUGCUGGAUUGGGAGAAUGCGUUCACGGGUUGGGUGUUAAAUUGCGACUCGGCGAUGACCCUUUCGUGGGCAACUCUUUGAUUUCGAUGUACGCGAAGUGCGGGCGCGUUGAAGACGCGGGGAAGGUGUUUGAGAAAAUGCCGGGGAGAAACCUGGUUUCUUGGAACACGAUGAUGUCUGGGUAUUUUGAAUGUGGGUUCGUUGAUGAAGGGUUUGGUCUAUUGAGGGAGAUGAUGGGGGUUGAUGGGUUGGGAUUUGAUGAUGCGACGGUGGUGACUGUGCUGCCUGUGUGUGCGUCGCGCGGGUGGGUGGAGAUGGGGAGAUCGGUUCAUGGGUUAUCGGUGAAAUUGGGUUUGGCGGGCGAGUUGAGGGUGAAUAACACAUUAACUGAUAUGUACGCAAAAUGUGGGUGGUUGGCUGAGGCCCGCAGGGGUUUUGAGACUACGAGUGGAAAAAACGUGGUUUCUUGGAAUUCUAUGAUUGGGGGUUGUGCAAGAAAUGGAGAUGUUGAUGGAACCUUCGAUCUAUUGAGAGAGAUGUCAAUGGUAGAAGGAUUAAAGGCAAAUGAAAUCACAAUCCUAAAUGCACUGCCAGCUUGUUUGGAUCCGUCGGAGCUUUAUAAAGUGAAAGAAAUUCAUUGUUAUGUGAUCAGAAACGGACUUGAAUGCAAUGAGUUAGUGUUGAAUGCUCUCAUUGCGGCCUACGCAAAGGUUGGAUUACUGGAAUUGGCAACAAAUGUUUUUGAGGGCAUAGAGGUAAAGACAGUGAGCUCAUGGAAUGCACUAAUUGGAGGCUACGCACAGAAUGUAGAUCCUUUAAAAGCUUUGGAUUUGUUCUUGGAUAUGAUAUCUUCAGGCUUGAAGCCUGAUUGGUUCAGUAUUGGAAGCUUGCUUUUGGCUUGUGCCAAUCUCAAAUUCCUUCAAAUUGGCAAGUCAAUACAUGGCUUUGUCCAGAGGAAUGGCUUAGAGAUGGAUUCAUUCAUUAGAAUUUCACUGAUUUCUCUUUAUAUCCAAUGUGGAGAACCCUCAAAAGCUAGAGUAUUGUUCGAUGAGAUGGAGGAAAAAGAAGUGGUAUCUUGGAAUGCUAUGAUUGCUGGAUAUUCCCAAAAUGAGCUUCCGAAUGAAACCCUCCAACUUUUUCGUGAAAUGCAGUUUGAUGGACAAAAGCCUACUAUGAUUGCAACAACAAGUGCCUUCAUGGCUUGUGCUCAGUUAUCGUCUCUUUGCCUCGGCAAAGAGAUGCAUGGCUUUGCAUUGAAAGCGAACUACACUGAAGAUCGACAUGUUGCAAGCUCAAUCAUAGCUAUGUAUGCAAAAUGUGGCUCCAUAGAUCAUUCCUUGUAUUUCUUUGAGAAAAUGGAGAACAAAGAUGUAGUAUCUUACAAUGUUAUGGUCACAGGGUAUGCUGUCCAUGGAAAUGCCUCUAAGGCUAUAGAACUGCUUUAUAGGAUGCAGAAACAAGAGAUAAAGCCGGACACCUUCACCUAUCUCGGUAUUCUAAUGGCAUGUAGCCAUGCUGGAUUAGUUGAAGAAGGUCUAAAUUACUUUGAGGAGAUGAAGAAUGAGCAAAAGAUUGAGCCAAAGCUAGAGCAUUAUUCUUCUAUUGUCGACAUGCUAGGGAGAGCUGGGAAAUUAGCAGAUGCAAUGAGACUUGUCGAAGAGAUGCCUGCAGAGCCGGACAGCAAAAUAUGGAGUACUUUACUCAGUGCGUGUAGAAUUCAUCGAAAUGUAGAUCUUGGGGAGAAAAUUGCUGAGAAGCUGUUAGAAUUAGAACCUGACAAGGUCGAGCAUUAUGUAAUGGCUUCAAAUUUGUUCGCAGGAUCAGAAAGAUGGGAUGAUGUUAGAAGAGUAAGGAAAAUUUUGAAGGAGAUUGGUCUUCAGAAGGACCCGGGAUGUAGUUGGAUAGAAUUAAGAGGCAAAGUUUAUAACUUUAUGGUAGCCGAUAAUUAUCUACCUGAAUUAGAUGAAAUUCACAAAAUGUGGUGUAUUUUGGAAGAGAAAAUUCAGGGAAUUGGAUAUAUUCCUGAUAUGGGGUCAGUGCUUCAUGAAGUAGAGGAUGAAGAGAAGGUGGAAUUACUUAGGUGCCAUAGUGAGAAGCAAGCUGUGGCAUUUGGAUUGAUGAAGACGACAGAAGGCACGAAGCUGAGAAUAUGCAAGAACGUUAGAAUAUGCAGGGAUUGUCACAAUGCUAUCAAGCUUGUGUCUAAGGUUGUGAAGAGGGAGAUUGUGGUGAGAGACAACAAAAGGUUUCACCAUUUCAGAGACGGUUCUUGUUCCUGUGGUGAUUAUUGGUAAAUUCUAAUCUUAUACUCUUGUCUAAGUGAUGUUUGGAAUUGUUGCAGUAUGAAAGAGAUUACCAUAGACA
Molecule: messenger RNA, 2891 nt
Organism: Asparagus officinalis (garden asparagus)
Lineage: Eukaryota; Viridiplantae; Streptophyta; Magnoliopsida; Asparagales; Asparagaceae
Product: pentatricopeptide repeat-containing protein At1g18485-like
Exons: 1
Coding region: 266-2821 (851 amino acids)
Biological process (GO): RNA modification
Molecular function (GO): protein binding; zinc ion binding; RNA binding
Source: RefSeq, a predicted model, not a curated record